AUGUGCGCGCCGGGGCUGCCGCCGCGUCCGGGCGCGGAUGUGCGGCUGGUCAUCGUAGGUGCGAGCCAGAUCAACUUUGGCUCUCCAGAAGGUCCGUGGAAUCACUCGAUCCGUCUGGAGCGCAAGCUCGGCCCGCGUCUCCACGUCGUGGCGCUGAUCGACCCCGUGAGGGAGAAUGCAGAAAAGGUGCUUCGGCAGAAGCACGCAUCUUCGGCGAUGAGCUCGUACAGAGACACGGCCGUGUACCCUGAUAUGCACGCCUACCUCGCGACGGUGACGCCCGACACGAGGCCGCAUGUGGUCUGGAUCGGCUCGCCGCCCGCGUUCCGUGGCAGUAUGCACGAGGGACGCGAUAUCGAAAAGAUGCUGGCGGACGCACUUCCAGGCGUGGGUGUGUUCUUGGAGAAGCCCGUCUCGACGAGCUCCGUGGACGACGUCAUGGACGUGGAUCGAUACAUCGACGGCAAGCUGGGCCCGGUGAGUGUGGGCUACAUGCUUCGAUACCUUCGAGUCUCGCAAAAGCUGAAGCAGAUCAUCUCGGACAACCGCUUGCGUGUGGUGGCCGUCAAUGCACGCUACGUGAUUGCGUACGAGCACCUCACGAAGCAGUGGUGGUGGAACAAGUCCCAGAGCCUCGGCCCGGUGAUUGAGCAAGCGACGCACUUUUGUGACUUGGCGCGCUACUUUGGCGGCGAAGUCGAGCUCGACUCGAUUAUUGCGCACUCCCUCGAGCACUUUGAGCCGCCGAGUGGGCUCAGCAAGCUCGCCUUUGACGAAGAGGCCUGCAUCCCCGCCGAGGAGCGUGUGCCGCGGGUGACGAGUGCGACGUGGAAGUACGAGUCGGGCGCGGUGGGCUCGCUCAUGCAUGUGAUUGCGCUGCAUGGCCGCGACUUUUUCACGGAGAUCGACGUGUUUGCGGACGGAUAUUCGCUGCGUCUGUGUGAUGCGUACAAUGCGCCGGUGCUGUACGUGCGCCGCCCGGGCGACGACCGAGAAGAGGUGUACAAGUAUGACGACGACGACCCCUUCUUCUCUGAAGUAGCGGGCAUGCUCGACGCCGUGGAAGACCCUUCGCAGCGGCACAGGAUCCUGACCUCGUACGACGACGCCGCGCGCACGUACGCAUUUACGUGGGCGAUCCGCCGCGCCAGCGAAGCGUGCGUCGCGGCGCGACACCAUAGUCCGUAA
Molecule: messenger RNA, 1188 nt
Organism: Malassezia restricta
Lineage: Eukaryota; Fungi; Basidiomycota; Malasseziomycetes; Malasseziales; Malasseziaceae
Product: NAD binding dehydrogenase family protein
Exons: 1
Coding region: 1-1188 (395 amino acids)
Molecular function (GO): nucleotide binding
Source: RefSeq, a predicted model, not a curated record